GGAGACGCAAUCUCAAUUGCUGGGCGACGUAGCGAGAAUAAAGGCCGUAGCCUAUUUCUGACUGGCUUUUUAUAACCUGUGAUGCUACCUUCAGCCCCACUUGUCUUCAUGGAGGGCUGAGGGUUUAUCUUUUAGUUCGCCUGCGGCUCGUCUCUGUGCGUCUCCGCGUUGCGUCGUCGCCGUGUUUUUGCGCCGUAAUGUCAGGUGUUCAAGGCGAAGAGCCCACGGGAUGACUCCUUUCUCUGGGCUCGCUCGAUGUAAAAGGUGCAUUGGGGACGUGUCGCUCUUUGUUUUCCUAUAGUUUCAUUUUGUAUAGAAAGCAGACGGCUUUGGACGGAGACAAAGCGGAGCGACAGCCACACUCAGAAUGAGGAAAAGUGUCCCUUCUGAGAAUCGUCCUUAUUAAUAGAGGAUAACUAAUCCUCGAGGGGAUGUUGAUUGGUUAACGGGUUUAAAGCCACGCGCAGUUCGCUGAAUUGAGCGAUGUCCUUUAUUCGCUUGUAGUCGGCGGCUCGUUGUCCAGCGUCACUCGGCUCCAGACAGGGUUUCAGGCGGCGCAGGAGAUCUGUCUGGCAGAUAAAGAUGGUGUUUCGGAGUGAGGAGAUGUGCUUGGCGCAAUUGUUCCUGCAGUCCGGCUCUGAAUAUGAUUGCAUCAGCGAGCUGGGCGAGCUGGGGCUGGUCGAGUUCCGAGAUCUCAACCCAAGUGUCAGCUCAUUCCAGCGGCGCUUCGUCAGCGAAAUCAAGAGAUGUGAGGAGAUGGAGAGGAUUCUGGGCUACCUGCUGAGGGAGAUUCAAAAGACUAAUAUAUCCGUUCCUGAGGAGGAUGAGAGCCCGCUUGCUCCUCCCCCCAGACAAGUCCUUGAGAUCAUGGAGCAGCUCCAGAGGCUGGAGAUGGAGCUCAGCGAGGUGGCCCGAAACAAAGAGAAGCUGCAGAGGAACCGGCUGGAGCUCACCGAGUAUACGCAUAUGCUGAAGAUCACGCGGACCUUCAUACACAGCCGCUCCAGACAUGAGGCUCUUGGUCCCCAGUAUGAAGAAUUCCCCACGAUGGAGACAGACACGGUGACGGGAUGCACUGGCAUGCAAAGACUUGGAGCCAAGCUGGGGUUUGUUUCUGGUCUCAUCCAGCGGGUGAAGGUGGAGGCCUUUGAGCGCAUGUUGUGGAGAGUAUGUAAGGGAUACACCAUCUUCAGCUACGCAGAAGUGGAUGAGAACCUCGCUGAUCUCGACACUGGUGAGAUCAGCAAAAAUGUUGUCUUUCUAAUCUCUUUCUGGGGAGACCAGAUCGGACAGAAGGUACAAAAGAUCUGCGAUUGUUACCACUGCCAUCUUUACCCGCACCCUGAGAACGAUGAGGAGCGGGCAGAUGUGUUGGACAGCUUAAGGACUCGCAUCCAAGACCUCAACAAUGUGCUCCACCGCACUGAGGACUACCUGAGGCAGGUUCUGCAGAAGGCCUCGGAGUCGGCCUUUACCUGGGUUGUGCAUGUGAAAAAGAUGAAGGCGAUCUACCACAUCCUGAACCUCUGCAGCUUCGACGUCACCAACAAGUGUCUGAUUGCCGAGGUGUGGUGUCCCGUCAGUGACCUGGCAAACCUGCGGGGGGCGCUAGAAAAGGGCUCGAGAAAAGGUGAUGCCACCGUGCCGUCCUUUGUGAACCGCAUCCCGAGUACUGACACUCCACCCACCUUGUCGAGAACCAACAAGUUCACGUCUGGCUUUCAGAGCAUUGUGGAGGCGUACGGGGUGGGGGACUAUCGCGAGGUAAGCCCAGCUCCCUACACCAUCAUCACAUUCCCCUUUCUGUUUGCUGUGAUGUUUGGUGACCUCGGGCACGGGAUGGUAAUGAGUCUCUUCGCCUUGUGGAUGGUGCUGACUGAAAAAAAUCAGCAGAAGAAACGGUCUGCCAAUGAGAUCUGGACGACGUUCUUCAACGGUCGUUACAUCAUCCUGAUGAUGGGGAUUUUUUCUAUCUACACCGGGCUGAUUUACAAUGACUGUUUCUCCAAGUCUCUCAAUAUAUUUGGCUCUAGCUGGAGCGUCAAAGCCAUGUUCACAAAUCAGCAGUGGACAAAUAAAACCCUCCGAACGAAUGCUUUGCUCACGCUAGACCCCAACAUCAGCGGCGUUUUCAGUGGACCAUACCCAUUUGGCAUCGAUCCUAUAUGGAACAUGGCGGUCAACCGGCUGUCCUUCCUCAACUCCUACAAGAUGAAGAUGUCAGUUAUUAUCGGAGUCAUCCACAUGAGCUUUGGAGUGGUGCUGAGUGUCUUCAAUCACUUGCACUUCCGGCAGAAAUUUAAUGUCUAUCUGCUAUUUCUUCCUGAGCUGCUCUUCCUCCUCUGUCUCUUUGGCUACCUGGUCUUCAUGAUUAUCUACAAGUGGUUGGCAUUCGAUGCACGAAGCUCCAGUGCUGCUCCCAGCAUCCUCAUCCACUUUAUCAACAUGUUUGUCAUGCAAGGGAAGGACAUCACUCCUCUCUUCCCAGGACAGGUUGGGCUGCAAAUCUUCUUAGUCGUGAUAGCUCUGCUGUCGGUACCGGUGAUGCUGUUAGGGAAACCUCUGUACUUGUACUGGCUGUACCGUGGAGGCAAAGGCCUGCGCAGACGCAGAGGUUAUGAGCGAGUGAGGCGCGUAAGUGAGGAUGACAACUCCACUGCACCGUCCUAUGAAGAUGAUGUUGAUGAAGAGGAGGGACUUGAUGAAAUGCCAAACAGAGAAGCUCUUCCUAAAGAGUUUGACUUUGCGGAUGUGCUCCUGUACCAGGCCAUUCACACCAUAGAGUACUGCCUGGGCUGCAUCUCCAACACUGCGUCCUACCUGCGUCUCUGGGCUCUCAGCUUGGCUCACGCCCAGCUGUCAGAGGUGCUGUGGGGCAUGGUGAUGCGCCUGGGUCUGAGGAUGACCACGAGAGUGGGGGUGGUGUUUUUACUCCCCGUGUUCGGCCUCUUCGCCGUGCUCACCGUGUCCAUCCUGCUCGUCAUGGAAGGCUUAUCGGCGUUCCUCCACGCUCUCCGGCUGCACUGGGUGGAGUUUCAGAACAAAUUCUACCACGGGACCGGUGUCAAGUUUGUGCCCUUCGACUUCUCCCUCCUGCCCUCCGUUUUUGAACAAGAUGGCUUGCUUUAAAAAAAUCUGGACUUUGAGGUAUUGCACGUGUGUGGAAGCAGACUUUAGGAUUGGGAAAGGUGCCGGAAGGUGGAACAAUUCACACUGUGAUGACGACAACUAACCUUCAAAACAAUGGACUGAAACUCACUCUUGUAGCAACGUUUUUUCACCAUGACGAUUUUUAAAAUGUUAGCGGCUGUGCUGACUGCCUUACUACUGUACCCAGCAAACCUCUGAAACAGAAGUUAGAAACUCCUCUUAUGUUAAUACUUUAAUUUUGUAGGUGGGAUAUCACUCAAAACUAUUUCACACCAGUCGGGUGAGUUUAAACAUUUUAUUUGCAUUGCGCUGUGUAAACUGGUUUUGUAUUAUUUACAACACGGUAUUUAAAAUAAACAGUUAUACAGUGCAAUGUAAAGGUAAAAAAUUAUCAAAGACCAUAUCAACUAUCCUGAUGUAGUGCCAUAGAGAUAUUUUUCUGAGGAUGAUAUGGGGAUGCCUUUGGGUUUCAAAAAAUCCUCCUCCACAUGAUGAGAGAAAACCUGGAGGCAUCAAAAUCCCGAGAAAAAUAAAUACAUUUCAACCCUUUUUGUGAGGCAUAAAGUCACAAAGCACUUUGCAAAAUGAUUGUACAAUGACAAGUUUUCACUCAUGACUGUGAUGAUGCCAAAUGAAAAUAAUCUUCAACUGUUAGCUGUUUGCUUAUUUAAUUAUUAUUGCAUUUAUUUAAGCAUAACCUCCCCUGUAAUCGAUAAGACAAAUGUCACAUACUCCAGAAAAGAUCAAGAAGCCCCCCUCCUUUGAUGAUAAUGCUUGUUGCGUUUGUUAAUGAUAAUUAAUAAUGGUAUUUAUUUAAAUUAUUGUCUGUAUAAGAGUCUAAUAUUUUACCAUUUUGAUGUGUUGAAUAAAGGUUUCAAGAAAUGCAAGCAAUUAAAG
Molecule: messenger RNA, 4047 nt
Organism: Cyclopterus lumpus (lumpfish)
Lineage: Eukaryota; Metazoa; Chordata; Actinopteri; Perciformes; Cyclopteridae
Gene: atp6v0a2a
Product: ATPase H+ transporting V0 subunit a2a
Exons: 20
Coding region: 583-3129 (848 amino acids)
Biological process (GO): proton transmembrane transport; vacuolar acidification
Cellular component (GO): plasma membrane; vacuolar proton-transporting V-type ATPase, V0 domain; vacuolar proton-transporting V-type ATPase complex
Molecular function (GO): proton-transporting ATPase activity, rotational mechanism; ATPase binding
Source: RefSeq, a predicted model, not a curated record